GGGCUGCAGCCCUCGGACUUAAAAGCCGCCGCAGCACCACCUACGCGCCACAAGUCGCGCGGACAGACAAGCGACCCGAACCCGCGUCGCAGCUGCCGAACCGACCGACAUCACCUGCAAACGACACCUCGCGAGCCAAUAGCUAUGCAGCGAGUUUUACUGCUGCUGCUGGCCGUCGCGACAUGGGACGCCUGGGCCGCGUCCAUCCCUUUCGACGAGGGAUCUGACAGCCUGAGAGGAGCCCUCGAGGCUUUGGACCGCAGACAACGAGCCCUCCAGCAGAGGCCGCAAUACGUGCAAAGACAGCAUGCCAACAGGCUCCCGCGGGAUAAGAAGGACAACGACGGAGAAGACGACUCGGUGGAGCUCAUCAACGACGACGGUCAGCCGGAGGACAUCGGCUAUGGUUACCAGCGCGAACGUCAACCGGGAAAGUUGUCGCCGGAGCAGCUGAAGCAGGCCAUGUUGGCCGUGCUUGGAGAUCAAGACGACGAGCCGGACAACGAGGGCGAGGACUACAGUGACGAUGAGGAAAAGCGCGGAGCGCCCGCCUCCAUGUUCCGCGAACGCAACCAGCAAAUCAAGCAGCACCACCGCAAACGAACCUCCGACUCGACGGCCGAGGAGGAGCGCAAGUACCGCCACCUGCUCGCCGCCCUCUGGGACAAGUACCAGGCCGAGGAGCAACAGGAAGCAAAACGGCAGGGUGGAGACUACGGCUAUGAAGGCUACGACUUUUACAACUCGCCCAUGGCCUGGGGCUCAAGCCACUUUGACGGAGUGAAGCGCAACUACGGCUAUAACGAAGGCUACGACAUGUACAACUCGCCGAUGGCAUGGGGCGACGGCCACUUUGAGGGCUACAAGAAGCGCAGCGCCGAGGACGACCCCUGGUACCCUGCCUAUAACCGGCUGCCCAACAAGCGGAUCACCCUGAGGAAGCGUAGCUCAAGCCCACCAUUGCACCAGGAAACCGACGAGAAGACCAAGGCCGAGUUGGCGGAGAUUUUCGACAAGAAGCAGCCGUCCAACAGCGUCAACCACAAGCAGACGCCGGUGACCACUGUCAAGCCUGUGGCCAGCAUCAGCACAGAAAAGCCGCAACAGAAGGUGAUCAAGAAGAAGUCUGUGGACUGGAGCCAGUACUUUGGCAUGGACAAGCGAAGGAGUCUGGACGAGAUGGACGACGACGAGAGGAAAAUGAUGGAGCGCUACUACCGCACCUUCGCCCUGGCCACCACCCUGAAGCGGAAGCGCAGCACCCCGAUUACCGUGCAGAGCGGCGAUCCCAAGCUGGACGACAUGGAGCACAAACUGAGGGUCAUGGAGGACCUCAUCGUGGACGAGGCGGUCAAGUACACCGGCGCCCACCAGGGCACUGACGACCCCGUAGAUGUGAAGAAAGUCAAGGACCAAGUUUUAAAGCAAUUAGCCGCAGCAUACAGUUUGGAAAAAAUGAGGCAGGGCCUUGCUGAGUUCCGCUCAAGUUUGAAUGAGAAUUCUGAGGAGAAAAGGUCCAUUCGGAAGUAAUUUAUUAAUUGGUGGGGAUUUACGACGUUUAAACAACAAAAUUUAAAUUGGAUCAACUGCGGGCGCAGAGUUGCUGACGACGAGAGUUUUACAAGUGUCGCACACGCUGACGAGGUCGUCUUUCAAGUGCAACGCUAAAACCAACCCCCAGCGUGAUUUUAGAGUGCAAGAGACGACCUCCUGAGAGAUGCUCCACUUGUAAAUUGGAUUCUGACCGCGAUAUUUUGAAACUCUUCAACAGGCACACGUCUAAAUUUUGAAUAAAAGGUCAUUGUGUCUUUAACCAAAGUGUACUGUUAAAUUUAAACGGCUAUAGCUCCCUUCUCUAUAGGUGUUCCGAUUCUCUAUUCAAAACCAUUCUAUUAAAAAAUGCAUUCAUGAAAAAGGAAUAACUUGGUGUCUUUUGGUGAAUGUGUACAUAUAACUUAUGUGCUUUAACCAAAGUGUAAUUCAGUGAAUUAAUUAUAAAUGGAUUGUUAUGCAUGUGCUUUCGAGAUUGUUCCUUCUCGCAUUUGGUACUAUAUAUAGAAUAUUCUACAUCAGAUACCCUUAUUACAUUGAUAUACGCUUGCGUUUUAAAGCAGAGAUAACGAUAUAAAAAUAGACAGCAAUAUACACAACUAUUUUUGACGUAUUUGGAUUAUUUAGUUUAACUUUAAGACAUGAUGGUCAACAAUAAUUGUAUAUUUUCGUAAUUGGCGCAUUUUGAGUGGCUGAACCAUGAAUCUGAAUGUUAAUUUCUAACCCUUUCAGCUCAUUAUAAAAGAAUGUUGUGCGCGCAAAUUCAUAAAAAAAAUACAGGAGAAUGACAUGAAUCAUGACAAUAAAAGAGAUGUUCAACACACAAAAGCGGUAGCUUACCAAGUGACAUUUUGGUUAAAUCCCGCACAGCUAUUUCAUUUGGAAAUGAUUUUGAAAUAAAUGUGCAUGUUUAUCCAAAUCUGAGAAUGAAAUAAAGUUAUUCGCCGUCGAAAAUCUGUCAAGAGAGGAAAAUAAAGAAACACACACACUCGCCCAUGAUAAUGUUGAAUCCCUUUAAAAUUCUAUAUUUAAUGUAAUAUUAUAACGACGUACUCAAAAUCUGUGUACAAGUGAAGCCUGAUGAAGCAGAGCAACAAUGGAAAAAGAAUUAAUAAAAAUUUGAUCUCAUAAAAGAG
Molecule: messenger RNA, 2687 nt
Organism: Cloeon dipterum
Lineage: Eukaryota; Metazoa; Arthropoda; Insecta; Ephemeroptera; Baetidae
Product: probable serine/threonine-protein kinase kinX
Exons: 10
Coding region: 145-1530 (461 amino acids)
Source: RefSeq, a predicted model, not a curated record